Rasamsonia emersonii CBS 393.64 is the source of this 1182-nucleotide messenger RNA. Its product is annotated as Alpha-ketoglutarate-dependent sulfonate dioxygenase. Bases 1 to 1182 code for a protein of 393 amino acids. Gene Ontology annotation, molecular function: 2-oxoglutarate-dependent dioxygenase activity. Lineage: Eukaryota; Fungi; Ascomycota; Eurotiomycetes; Eurotiales; Trichocomaceae. The transcript has 4 exons. The record is from RefSeq and is a predicted model, not a curated record. Gene Ontology annotation, cellular component: cytoplasm.
AUGGCACCGUCAGUCCUCGAGACAGAGCCGAAUGUCGCCGGCCAGCCGGUUGAAGGACAAACCGAAGCCGUCAAGGCAGCUGCUACGCCAAGGCUCCUGAGGGAACCCCUCCAGCUGAAAGGGGUGCUGGAUCAGUACGAGCACUUUGACGUCACGCCCAUCAUUGGCACGGAAUUUCCCACGGCCAACCUAAAGGAAUGGCUGCGUGCGCCCAACUCGGACGAGCUCCUCCGGGACCUGGCCAUCACGGUCUCCCAGCGAGGCGUCGUCUUCUUCCGCCGCCAGGACGACCUGGACAACAACCUGCAGAAAGAACUGGCCGACCGGCUGGGCAAGCUGGCCGGCAAGCCGAGCACGUCAGGCCUGCACAUCCACCCGGUCAGCAACUCUGCGCGCGAGUACGGCGACAAGGACGACGAGAUCAGCGUCAUCAGCUCAGAGGGGGCCAAGAAGCUGUACAAGAAGCCGCUGUACCAGACCAAGCAGAGCUCCAAGGAGGGCUGGCACAGCGACAUCACCUUUGAGCCGGUGCCCAGUGACUAUGCCAUUCUGCGGUUGACGCAGCUGCCCAAGACUGGAGGAGGUAAAAUCGCCUACCAUCAAUCCUAUUUAUACCUUGUUUGUUAUUGGCAAGAAACUGAUAUCUACGACCGCAUCUCCAAGCCCUACCAGAAAUUCCUCGAAGGGCUGACCGCCACCUUCGCGCAGCCAGCCUUCAACCAGAGCGCCAAGGAGAACGAGUUCCAGCUGUACACGGCACCCCGGGGCGCGCCCGAGAACGUCGGCGACGAGCUGACGGCCGUGCACCCGGUGGUGCGCACCAACCCGGUGACGGGCUGGAAGAGCAUCUUCGCCGUGGGCCACCACGCGCAGCGCAUCAACGGCCUGACGGAAGAGGAGAGCGACCACUUGCUGAAGUGGUUUGUGCGGUUGAUUGUGGACAACCACGAUCUGCAGGUGCGGUUCCGCUGGCAGAACAAGAAUGAUCUUGCAAUCUGGGACAACCGCAGCGUCUACCACACCGCGACGUACGACUACGAGGGUCUGGGUCCCCGAACGGGCCAGCGAGCCGUCAGUCUGGGAGAGAAACCGUAUCUGGACCCGAACAGCACCGGAAGACGUGAAGCCUUGGAGCGGGCUGCUGCUGCUGCUGCUAAGAAGACUGCUACUGCGUCUUCGUAA